GACGAGCCGAGAGGAGAGGAGACGGAGAUUGCAACGAAGCCAGGAGAGAGCGGUUCGAGGAUGCCGGAACUCCCGGAGGUGGAGGCGGCGCGGCGGGCGAUCGAGGAGCACUGCACCGGGAAAAAGAUCGCCGCCUGUUCAGUCGCAGACGACCUCAAGGUCAUCGAGGGCGUCUCCCGCUCCGACCUCGAGGCGGCCCUCUUCGGCAAGACCAUCCUCGCCGCCCUCCGCAAGGGCAAGAAUCUCUGGCUCCGCCUUGAUUCUCCGCCCUUCCCCACCUUCCAGUUCGGAAUGGCGGGUGCCGUUUACAUCAAGGGCGUCGCAGUAACGAAGUACAAGAGGUCUGCGGUGAGCGAUACCGAUGAAUGGCCUUCAAAGCACUCGAAGGUGUUCAUUGAACUAGAUGAUGGGCUGGAGUUUUCUUUUACUGAUAAGAGACGUUUUGCCCGAGUUCGGUUGCUUGAAGAUCCAGAAUCUGUACCUCCAAUUUCUGAGCUAGGGCCAGAUGCUCUAUUAGAGCUUAUGCCAGUUGGUGACUUUGUGGAGUCACUUAGCAAAAAGAAGACUGCAAUAAAGGCUCUUUUACUGGAUCAGAGCUAUAUUUCAGGUAUUGGUAACUGGAUCGCUGAUGAGGUGCUUUACCAGGCCAAGAUUCAUCCUCUUCAAAUUGCUUCAAGCUUGUCAAAAGAGUGCUGUGAGUCACUGCACAGAUGCAUCAGAGAGGUUAUUGAAUAUGCUGUUGAAGUUGAUGCUGACUCCAAUCGUUUCCCGAAAGAAUGGUUGUUUCAUUUUCGAUGGGGGAAAAGGCCUGGCAAGGUCAAUGGAAUGAAGAUCGAAUUUAUCACAGCUGCUGGCAGAACUUCAGCCUAUGUGCCAGAAUUACAGAAUUUAACUGGAAACCAGUCGGAAAAGGUUUCAAGAAAGAAAUCAACAAAUGUCAUGUCCAAAAAAAAUGUGGAUGCAGAAGAAUCACCAAGCGAGAAAGAGGAAACUUAUGAAACUUCGAAGAAAAAUGAGACCGCUGAGGAUAACAAAGGACGGGAAAAGAAAACCAGUGAGACUGAGAAUGACAGAAUUUCAAGUAAAGGAAUGGCAAAGAAACAUGUUGCAGUAGCAAAAAGCUCAUUGCGGAAAAGAUCAAAAUCUAGUCAAGCCGACUUAUAACAGAAAGAUUAGGCACUUUCAUGAUGUUUUACACUGAAGAAGCAUGAGACUGCGAGCUGUUUUAUGCAGUAUUUAUGUUCCUUGUGUUCUUAUCGUGUUUGCCAAUGUAGGUUUGCUAGUGUUGGCGCCAGGCGAUUAAACUCUAGCACUUGUAUGUAAGGUUAAACCUUCCAUGAAGGAAGCUGGCCCCAUGGGUUUUUGUUGCA
This is a messenger RNA of Musa acuminata AAA Group (dessert banana), 1370 nucleotides long. Its product is annotated as formamidopyrimidine-DNA glycosylase-like. The record is from RefSeq and is a predicted model, not a curated record. Gene Ontology annotation, biological process: base-excision repair. Gene Ontology annotation, cellular component: nucleus. The transcript is spliced from 10 exons. Gene Ontology annotation, molecular function: DNA-(apurinic or apyrimidinic site) endonuclease activity; zinc ion binding; oxidized purine nucleobase lesion DNA N-glycosylase activity. The coding region runs from base 61 to 1164 and encodes 367 amino acids. NCBI's taxonomy places the organism in Eukaryota, Viridiplantae, Streptophyta, Magnoliopsida, Zingiberales, Musaceae.